Messenger RNA from Helianthus annuus (common sunflower), 1597 nucleotides. RefSeq names its product heat stress transcription factor A-4c. The transcript has 3 exons. The record is from RefSeq and is a predicted model, not a curated record. Gene Ontology annotation, biological process: regulation of transcription by RNA polymerase II. Gene Ontology annotation, cellular component: nucleus. Lineage: Eukaryota; Viridiplantae; Streptophyta; Magnoliopsida; Asterales; Asteraceae. Bases 364 to 1509 code for a protein of 381 amino acids. Gene Ontology annotation, molecular function: DNA-binding transcription factor activity; RNA polymerase II cis-regulatory region sequence-specific DNA binding.
AUCAUCCUCCCUUAGUUAACUUCCAUCCAUCCAUUGCGGUUGAUGAUCGACACAUGGCGGUGGCGGCGGCGGCGGCUUCUUAAAGUCUAGCUGUGUCGUUUGUUGGCUCUUCUUCUUUCCUUCCAUUUCUUUAAUCUAUCCACAAACCUUUUCUCCCUCAUCAAACAUUCGUUUCAGAUUCACUAAACCCAAUUUUCAAUUCAAAGUCAACUCUUUCUUCUUCUUCCCCGCUUCUGGUCAAAGGUUGGUUCGAUUUGAGCUAGUUAAAACCAAGAGGGGUUGUUGUUCCAGAUGCUUUUAGUGAGUGUGGAUUUGAAUUUUAAACGGUGAAACUAGUUGGUUGAAGAUAAUUUCUGUUGUGAUAUGGAUGGUUCUCAAGGGGGAUCAAAUUCAUCAUCGCCACCAUUUCUCACUAAAACAUAUGAAAUGGUGGAUGACCCGUUGACAGAUCAUAUUGUUUCAUGGAGUCAUACCGGGAAUAGUUUUGUUGUUUGGAAUCCACCUGAAUUCGCCGGGGAAUUGCUUCCGAAGUAUUUCAAACACAACAAUUUCUCGAGUUUCGUUCGUCAGCUCAAUACAUAUGGUUUUAAAAAGAUAGAUCCCGAACAAUGGGAAUUUGCGAAUGACGAAUUCAUAAAAGGUCAAAGACACCUUCUGAAAAACAUUCACAGGCGGAAACCGGUCCAUAGUCACUCAACACCGCCACAAGGAACUUCAUCAAGCCCAUUAUCGUCUUCAGAAAAAAAGAAAUACGAAGAUGAAAUCAAGAAACUAAAACACGAAACAAGUUCUCUUCGGCUUCAGUUACUGACCCACAAUCAAGAAAAUCAAGAAAACGAACACAAAUUAUCUUUUUUACGUGAACGAUUACACACCAUACAGUUAAAGCAAAAGAAAAUGAUGUCGUUUCUCGCUCAAGUACUAGAAAAACCAAGAAUUUCAUCCUCGCGCACACAAUAUUUGGAAUCUAACAGCAGAAAGAGAAGAUUAUUAAUAUCCACUUACUUACAGGGUGAAGCGAAUGCAGAAGAAACUGAAAAUUUAGAAGUUCACGAGCUGAUAAACAAAUUGGAUUCAUCUUUGAAGUUUUGGGUGGAUUUCGUGAACGAUGUAAAAACGUCAAGUCAAGAACAAGAUGAUGUUGGUGAUCAUGAUUCAAAACUGGAUCAUGCUGGCAGCUCUACUAUUUCAUUGAUCAACAUUAAUCAAGAUUCUCGGGUGAAAUCGAAAGCUUCAGGGAUUGACGUGAAUGCAGAGCCUGUUGGUGGUGGCGGUGGUGAUGGUGAUGGUGAUGAUGGCGGUGGUAGAGUCGUAGCACCGCCAGUGAAAACGGGUGCAAAUGAUGUUUUCUGGGAACAGUUUUUGACAGAAACGCCUGGCAGUGGUGACACGCAGGAAGUUCAAUCUGAGAGACGAGAUGUAACUAAACCUUUGUGGGGUACACAUAAUUUAGGUAAAAUUACAGAAAAAAUGGGGAAUCUUGGUCCUGGUAAGCUUGAUGUACGAUGAUUGUAAAUCUUAGAUUUUCUGCUUUAAACUUGUGUUUUGUAAACGUUGUUGAAUAUUAGUUUAAGCAUUGUAUUUUGUUUUUUGGGGG